AUGUCUGGUGAUGAUAAGGUUCCGUUGUUAGUGAUAGGAAAGUCAGGGAAUGCCACGUGUUUCAAGAAUGUAAAGACAUUACCCGUAGAAUACAAAAAUAACACAAAAGCAUGGAUGACAGGGGAACUAUUCACAUCCUGGUUAAUGAAACUUGAUAAACAAUUUCAUCGUCAAAACAGAAAAAUGGCUAUGGUGAUUGAUAAUUGUCCGGCGCAUCCGAAAAUAAAAGGAAUCAAAUCUAUUGGACUUGUGUUUGUACCACCAAAUACCACCAGUCAUACACAACUUAUGGAUCAAGGAAUUAUCAAAAACUUAAAAGUACAUUACCGUCGUCAAAAAUCAACUGGAAGCUAUUGA
Messenger RNA from Ruditapes philippinarum (Manila clam), 357 nucleotides. RefSeq names its product tigger transposable element-derived protein 4-like. Lineage: Eukaryota; Metazoa; Mollusca; Bivalvia; Venerida; Veneridae. Gene Ontology annotation, molecular function: DNA binding. Gene Ontology annotation, cellular component: nucleus. Bases 1 to 357 code for a protein of 118 amino acids. The transcript has a single exon. The record is from RefSeq and is a predicted model, not a curated record.